This is a messenger RNA of Guillardia theta CCMP2712, 1644 nucleotides long. RefSeq lists its product as hypothetical. The coding region runs from base 1 to 1644 and encodes 547 amino acids. Lineage: Eukaryota; Cryptophyceae; Pyrenomonadales; Geminigeraceae. The record is from RefSeq and is a predicted model, not a curated record. Gene Ontology annotation, molecular function: protein binding. The transcript has 20 exons.
AUGCCCUUGAGCCUUCUCCUUGCACUGGCUGUGCUGGCUGCGUGCCUGCCGGGGGUCGAGAACCGAGGGCAGAGCUAUCUCGAUGUUGCUCUGCAGUGGUCAAGUCCGGCAAGAAUGGCUGGUUCAAGAUCGCAGGCCGCGUUUGUGCCCUCCUUGGUCCCUCCUGGCUCUGCCAUGCGUCGAGAAGCAGCUUGCAGAGUCCAUGGGAGGGUCACUGUGCAAGCCAGAAGAAAGAAGAGCGAGAUCCCGUCGAUGCCCGAGGAGCAACUCGACAACUCCACUGCGAGCAAGAAGUCGGGCAAGAAGCAGGAAAACCCUAUCCUCGGUGAGUUCGUAGCCAAGGCGUACGUCCUCCUCCGUGAGGCUGGCGGCAAGCUGGAGUCGACCAAGUUUCAGAAGCGAUGGCUGUACAACUACCCGACCGACAGCCUUGAGAGAUACAAGAACGGAAAGAAGAUCUCUCUCCGGCAGCUGAUGAUGCAGUGCGGCGACAUCUUUGCGGUGGAGGACGUGCCCAACUCUCGCACGAAGCUCUUCUGCAUCAACGAGCGGAGCCAGGCGCCAGCUGAGAGCAAGAAGUCCAAGAGGAAGAAGACGUCCCAGCAGGGCCCCGAGGGCGAGUUCACCUGGGUCUCAACGGAUGUCAACUGGGCGGAAUCGCCGUUUGUAGGGAAGAAUCGAGUUGAUAUCCUGCGGGAGUCGGAGCUGAACAAAACCUCUGCUGAUCACGCAAGGGCGAUGCUGAACGGGAUGAGGGACGCGCUCUUGCGGGAAGCCGAUGGAGACUUCUACAGCGUGAUCGACGAUUUCACGGACGAGUCGGAGGAGACCAUCGUAGGGCCUUGCUGCGAGCUGUUCGUAGGGGACGACGCGUAUGCGGCGAACGUGAAGAAGAGCCUGGAGCUGAUGGAGCAGUUCAAGAGCCUCGGGCUGACCUUCGGCAACGUCAUCACCUACAACGCCCUCCUGGAGUCUUGUGCUCUUGCUGCUCGAGACGAGAGCCAUGUGUUCGCUGCGACGGCGCUGUCGGUGCUCGAUAUGAUGCGGGAGAACGGAGUGCGGCCGAAUGCUGCGACUUAUAUAGCAACCAUCAAGGCUUGUGCGAAAUCAGGAAGUGGGUUGACCAGCGGCAUCUUCAAGGCAUUUUCAGUCUUCCAGGAGAUGCAAGAUGCUGGCUUCGAACCAGACGAAGAUCUCCUCAACUUCAUGCUCGACACUUGUAUCAAGGAAACUCAGCACAGCAACGGGCUUGCGGUCGAGAAAGGUCUCAAGGUGUUGGAGCUCAUGCGAGAGAUUCCCAUCAUGCCUGACCCCAGCCGGCAUUACUGCUCCUAUGGCACCCCCUUGAAUUGCAAAGACAGACCAGCUGUGUAUUACUUGUUUAAAGUAUGCAUCGGCUCACAGAUGUCUUUGCAGGAUUUUACGGUAACGAGAUCCUUGAAACGGCACAGAGCUCACUGGGAUACUCUCCAAACAUGUGUUUGGGGACCUAGGUGUCUGGCGUUUAUCUCUUCCAUUCCGGAGGAGAGCGAGUGGUGCAACUGGUGUCGGGGCAAAGUCGUAGAGCUCAUGGAGGAAGCUGGUUUGGACUACAACUACAUCCGAGAGGGCAUGGAAAUCGCGAGGAAAGAGAAGCGUGAAUGA